UUCUUCUAAGCGCAUAGGUGAUCUAUCAACGGGGAUGAAACAGGCUGAGCAAAAUGGAUACCCUACCCUGGUCAUAAAAGGACAAGGAGAGUAAAUUCAUAAUGGCUGAGGUGCAGGAAAGGAUUUCCCCUACUGCUGCGGUGUUGCCAUCUCUGGUUUGGAAGGGUGAUAAAAUUCCAGAUGCCUUUUUGAUGAACAGUAGAGGAGCCGGAUCCGCAUACACACAGAGCCUAGGUUUAUAUGGAAAUUCAAGACCUAAGCUUGAGCUUUUUGUGGAUCUCUCAUUUUGUACAAGAAUUCGUUUCAAAGUCCGACUACAAAUUCGACUCCGGUGUCGGGAAAUUCCUUUAGAACUCGAGGAUCUACGUCGUAGAAUUUGUGAAACAACGUUUUCUGGUGACGGAAGAUUGUUAGCGAUCUGGCCGAAGUUGAUUCCAGUUGAGGCCACCAUUAUUCUUGACUCCUCACUCCUCUACCUGCCUCCAUCCUCGCACUCACCGACUCACACAGGUCGUUCCUCAACGUCGUCGACUGCUCAGUCCUCACAGUCACAGCACAGCACAAAUUCGCACAGUGAUCUAGCAGUAGCAGAGAACUCAAUUGGAGGAAUAUCACACCUUUCAGGAGAUCAUGUGAAUGAGCCAUUCAUAGGAGAAGAUGAAGUCUCUGGUGUACUUCUACAUCACAAGCAAGUCAUCAAACCUUAA
Messenger RNA from Ilex paraguariensis (yerba mate), 707 nucleotides. NCBI's taxonomy places the organism in Eukaryota, Viridiplantae, Streptophyta, Magnoliopsida, Aquifoliales, Aquifoliaceae. The record is from the annotation of a GenBank genome assembly.